Plutella xylostella (diamondback moth) is the source of this 563-nucleotide messenger RNA. NCBI's taxonomy places the organism in Eukaryota, Metazoa, Arthropoda, Insecta, Lepidoptera, Plutellidae. The record is from RefSeq and is a predicted model, not a curated record.
CAAAUUGUGCGAAAACCUAAAACGCGCGUUUGUCUCAAAAAAAUAUUAUGACCUUACAACAUCAACAAUAUUUUGUCCGCUAGAUGUCGCUGGGCAUCCGUCUGCGGCGCGGCGCGGGUGAGGCGUGGGGGUUCCGGCUCGUGGGGGGCAGCGAGUUCCAGCUGCCGCUCACCGUCGUCAAGGUCCAGCUCCCCAGCCCGGCCUCCCGCGCCGGUCUCCGCGACGGCGACUGCCUGGUGUCCAUCAGCGGAGCGCCCGCCGCCGCCAUGACGCACGACGCGGCGCACCACGCCAUCUCGCAGACCGAGGCUGAGCUGCUGGUGGAGGUGAUGAGGAGGUGGGUUGUGGAGACACAACUACAGGGUGACAGGACGCACCACGCCAUCUCGCAGACCGGGGCUGAGCUGCUGGUGGAGGUGAUCAGGAGAAUAUCCCUACAGUAUUGGGCACUAUUGGAGAUCCAAGAGGCUCUUGUUCUGCUGGCGAAUAAUUAUAUGAUCCCGAUUUUGGAAUGGAAUGUUAGAUAUAGGCUGUGGUUUCAUGAUGUGUCAGUAGUUACUUAG